This is a messenger RNA of Centropristis striata (black sea bass), 624 nucleotides long. It is a transcript of the gene avp, whose product is annotated as arginine vasopressin. Bases 41 to 502 code for a protein of 153 amino acids. Gene Ontology annotation, cellular component: secretory granule; extracellular region. Gene Ontology annotation, molecular function: neurohypophyseal hormone activity. Lineage: Eukaryota; Metazoa; Chordata; Actinopteri; Perciformes; Serranidae. The transcript is spliced from 3 exons. The record is from RefSeq and is a predicted model, not a curated record.
GGACAUACCGGUGCGCGGUGCCCAUCACAAACCAGCAGCGAUGCCUCACUCAUUGUUCCCCCUGUGGGUCCUGGGACUGAUCACCCUCUCAUCUGCCUGUUACAUCCAGAACUGCCCCCGAGGAGGGAAAAGAGCGCUGCCGGAGACUGGGCUCAGACAGUGCAUGUCUUGUGGCCCCGGAGACAGGGGCCACUGCUUCGGCCCCAGCAUCUGCUGCGGGGAGGGUCUCGGCUGCCUGCUGGGCUCCCCGGAAACAGCUCACUGUGUGGAGGAGAACUACCUGCUCACCCCCUGUCAGGCAGGAGGGAGACCCUGUGGAUCUGAGGGCGGACGCUGUGCUGCUUCAGGACUCUGCUGUAACUCAGAGAGCUGUGCGGUGGACCCUGACUGUCUGGGGGAGGCCGAGCCCUCAGAUCUGGCCCACGGCUCUGCAGGAAGAUCGCCUGCGGAGCUGCUGCUGCGUCUGCUGCAUGUGGCCACGAGAGGACAGACUGAGUACUGAUACUGUUGUCUGUGGAGGUUCCUCUGCUUUCAUUGCCUGGAGGUGCAACAGAACAAAGAUCAUCCCUGAACCACUGUAAGCCUUGACAUGUAAACCACAAACCAAUAAAAUGCCAAGUCAAA